Molecule: messenger RNA, 1390 nt
Organism: Austrofundulus limnaeus
Lineage: Eukaryota; Metazoa; Chordata; Actinopteri; Cyprinodontiformes; Rivulidae
Gene: ilkap
Product: integrin-linked kinase-associated serine/threonine phosphatase
Biological process (GO): protein dephosphorylation
Molecular function (GO): cation binding; protein serine/threonine phosphatase activity
Source: RefSeq, a predicted model, not a curated record
CACACACACACACACACACACACACACACACACACACACUGUUAUGCACCUGACGCUAAGAGGCGGAAGUCGGGUAACAUGGCUCUGCGAGCUUUUGUUUUGAAAGGAUUGACCGGAAACACCUAAAUAAGUUUCCGCUAGCUUCAUGCUAAUCGUCUUUUUUCUGUACCCGGCUCCGUUUUCUGUGGAUAAGGUCAGAACUGAACGAACCGGUCCGGUACCGCGGGACACUUGCAGAGAACUUGGACCCGUUAUGAAUCCGGUACUGGUUUAAGCUGUAACUGGACCGGGUCAGCAGCACACAGAACCAGCGAGGCGGGCAGCAGGAAGUUAGCCUGUUAGCUCCGGGGCUGACCCAGCAGAAUAAUGGAUCUGUUCGACGACCUGCCGGAACCGACACAGACCUCAGCUCCGCCCCCAUCAUCUGUCCCCGCCCACACCGCCAUCGAUGAAGAGGAGGACAGAGGGCUGAAACGAAGGCGAGGCGAUGAAGAGGAGGAGGAGGAGGAGGAGCUCAAGAAAGUUUGUAGAGAAGGUCUCGUGUCUCCUAUUUUGCUGUGUUUGAUGGACAUGGUGGUGCUCGAGCGUCUCGGUACGCUGCCGAGCAUCUUCACCUCAACCUGGCCAAGAAGUUCCCCUCAGGACACACUGAAAAUGGGGACAGGCUGAUUAAGAAGUGUUUGUUGGACACUUUCCGGCAGACGGACGAAGACUUCCUGAAGAAGGCGUCCAGCCAGAAGCCGGCGUGGAAGGACGGCUCUACGGCCACGUGUGUCCUGCUGGUGGACGACAUGGUCUACGUGGCCAACCUGGGGGACAGCAGGGCUGUAAUGUGUAGGACGGAGACAGCAGAGGACGGACAGAAGAAGACGGUGACUCUGGCUCUCAGUAAGGAACACAACCCCACCAUCUACGAGGAGCGCAUGAGGAUCCAGAGAGCCGGAGGGACCGUCAGGGACGGCCGGGUGCUCGGUGUCCUGGAGGUGUCCCGGUCCAUUGGAGACGGUCAGUACAAACGCUGCGGAGUCAUUUCAACGCCGGACAUCAGGAGGUGUCAGCUGACGUCCAACGACAGCUUCAUCAUUCUGGCCUGUGACGGUUUGUUCAAAGUCUUCUCAGCAGAUGAAGCUGUGAAGUUUGUCCUCAGCGUCCUCCAGGAGGGGGUCAUGGACCAGAAGGCCGGUCUGACGGAGCAGGAGGUGCGCUUUGAAGCAGCCUGUCAGCAGCUGGCCAGUGAGGCUGUGAGACGAGGCUGCGCCGACAAUGUGACUGUCAUCCUGCUUUCUAUUGGCUGCUGAGACCCCGCCCCCAACCACCAUCACCAUCAUCAUCAUCAUCAUCAGAACCACCACCAUCAUCAUCAUCACCACCACCAUCAUCAUCAUCAUCA